This is a messenger RNA of Symbiodinium natans, 570 nucleotides long. Lineage: Eukaryota; Dinophyceae; Suessiales; Symbiodiniaceae. The record is from the annotation of a GenBank genome assembly.
AUGGACAGCCAUGAGGCAUCGCCUAGUAGGUCGGCCAGCAGCACAGCAGCGUUCCCUCGUCGUGAUGGAGGCCUUUUGCAGGAGUCAGCGGCCUUUCCAGAGACAAAGGAUGAGGACGAACCUCAACCUGGUGUUGUCUUGAAGCUUGCAGAGGUCACAGGGUGUGAUUUAGACACUUGUUGCGCGGCUCUUGUAGCAUGCGACAACAAUUUUCACGCGGCUCUUGACCAGCUGCGCAGCGUUGGGACCGAGGAGGUGGGUGCCAAGGCCCGUGCUCAGAUGAGAGCCGCAUUGCAAAUGCUCGAGCGGGCGCGUGCCGGCCGUUCUGUUGCACGCGGAGCGCUUGGGAGUGCCUGGGUUGUUGCGGCGGUCCUUCUCCACGCCUUCGAGUACAUGCCAAAGCGCUUCCUGGAGAUUCUGCUUGCACUUGUUGGCGUCCGUGUCGACGGACCCUUUGGACUGCUGGCGUUGACUGGAAGCAUCUUGAUUGCUUUGCUGGCAGUUGUGGUGCUUCUCCGUGACCUGGACGGAUUCUUGAAUUCGGAGAGCCUGGAAGGAAAGGUGGGCUAG